This is a messenger RNA of Cotesia glomerata, 2456 nucleotides long. RefSeq names its product transferrin (gene Tsf3). The record is from RefSeq and is a predicted model, not a curated record. Bases 151 to 2241 code for a protein of 696 amino acids. NCBI's taxonomy places the organism in Eukaryota, Metazoa, Arthropoda, Insecta, Hymenoptera, Braconidae. The transcript is spliced from 12 exons.
UGAUCAUGAUUGCAAUUGAAUUGUAAUAGCAAGUAGCCCGCGUGUUCAUACUUGCAGCAAUUUUAAUGGCAUUUAGUCACCCGGUACUUUAACGGCAGCAUUUAAAUGUGCGGAUUAUUUAAUAAGUCUCUGUGAAUUUUUAUUCGACAGAUGUUUGUCAAUAUGAUGACCUUGAUCCAGGUCAUUUUGAUAUCUUUGAUUUCUCAAAUCACUGCUGAAAAAUUGAGAUUCUGCGUGGCCAGAAACACUCCAGAGGCUCAGAAUGUCCCGAUGACUUAUGGAGAACUGGUUUACCAGAAUGACAGCGAUGCGGUUGAUUAUAUUUUUGUCAAUGACAGAUAUAAUUGCUUAAGAAGACUAGAAAAUGGUGAUGCUGAUGCUGCAGUUUUUGAACCAGAGGAUCUUGUUACUUACUCAACUUCUGAAGGAGAGUCUCCAAUUUUAAUUACUCAUGAAUUACGCCUAGCUCGGACUGACAAAGCGCGCUUUGAAAUGGUGAUACUGGUAUCAGAUAAAAUAAAAAGUUUAUCGGACAUAAAGAACAAAAAAUUUUGCCAUCCAGGCUUCGACUCUGACGUAAUCGACUGGACACGUGUAUUCGCAAAUUUUUUUCAAACAUGGGUUAUACCGAGCGACUGCGACCAAAAUAUGACACUAUUUGAGAACAGUAUAUCCUCGUUCUCAAAAUUCUUUGAAGCUGCUUGUAUCGCUGGUCCUUGGACCUACAACACCCAUGAAGACAGUCGUCUCAAAUUAAAAUACCGAAACUUGUGUUCGCUUUGUGAUAAUCCGAACGGCUGCUAUGCCGGUGAUAAAUACCACGGACGCGAAGGAGCUCUCUUAUGCUUGACAGACAAUGUUGGUGACAUCGCCUGGGUCCGGUUGGACGAUGCCAAGCGACACUUUUCUGCUCAAAAAAUAGAUAAUAGUUCUUAUAGUUACUUAUGUCCCGAUGGAGAGACAGUCAAGUCACUAGAUCUCGGUCGACCUUGUACUUGGAUCGCUAAACCGUUUCCUGUCAUUGUUUCUCGCAGAGCCGCAGCAGCUCGAGUUUCAGGAUUAAUAAGAAAUAUAACGUACAAACUAUCUUUCUCUGAAAGAAAAUUUGUUGAAUUACUGGAAAACUAUCACGUAACUCCCGUAGAAACAGAAGUGCUUCAAACGCCAGUAGAUUAUCUGAAUCAGUUCGCUGGAUUCAGAGGCGUGUACACGCGAAUGCCGUGUAUGCCUUCGAGACGUGUCAAAUGGUGUGUUGCGUCUAAUCUUGAAGACAGUAAAUGUCAGUGGAUACGUGAUGCCGCAUUUUCUCACGGAAUUGAGCCAGCGAUAUCCUGUUAUCAACAACCGGGACGCAAAGCUUGCAUUGAAGCAGUUGAACGCAAUGAUUGCGAUAUUUUUGUCACAAUGCCGGAAGAAAUGACUCAGACUUACGAAAAAAAUGUGAUCCCACUUCUUCAAAUAGUUCCUAAAAAAAAUGAAGAUUUAAACAUUAUUGGAAUUAUAGUAAAAAAUAAUUCAAAAAUUAAAAAUAUAAAAGAUCUCGAGGGAACACGUUCAUGUUUCACGAAGCACCUGAGUGUCGGAUGGAAUGCAUUUAUAGCAGUGAUGAGGAAUCACAGCGACAAUCCAAUGUGGAAUUGUCCAGACGACAGACCAAUUACUCAUUUCUUUCAGAAUAUUUACUUAAACAAUGUGUUUGUCGUUGAUAAUAACGAGAGCAAGUCUGAAGUCGAAAGAACGUAUGACUGUUUAAUUUCAGGAAGAGGCGAUGUUGCGAUCGUUGAUCUUCACCCAAAGAAUGAUUCAUACAAGUUUAAUAAUUUAAGAAAAAUUUGUAUAGAUAAGUCUAAGUAUUUUAAUGAAGAGUGUAUUUUAACUUGGACGUCUCUGGGCUCGAUAAUUGUUAGCUCCAAUAUGACGGAGUUGAGGCGAAAUGAAAUUACGGGGAUGCUGAUGCAAUUAAAUGCUUGGUUUGGGUCGAAAUUUAUUGGCCAAGCUCCUGCAAUUUCGCUUUAUGGAUUUUUUGACACGCAUUUGGGUGUUAUUUUUCCCGAAAAAAGUCACAGUCUGCAAGCAGACACCGAUCACAUACGAUUACCGAGAAAUUAUCAGGACAUUCUGGAGCAACUUAAUAAAACUAAUAAUAAUUACGCCUGCAGUAGUGUAAGUUUACGCGCAAAUAGUUAUAUUUUUUACUUAACUAUUUUAAUAUUCUUAACAGUUUAUUCAAAGUCUAUGUGAUAUUUUUUAAAGAUACCAAAUAUAUUUUCCAAUAAAAAUGUACUUUUAUUUUAACACAAGUUCGUUAAAUAUUUAGUAUACAAAGUAAUCAGAUUUAUAUAAUAUUCUACAUAAUUACACGGUGCUUAAUCUUAUAAAUAUUUUAUUUUAUAAAUUCAGUCUAUCACUGAUGUAGAAUUUAAGUGCUAAAAAUUGAACGGACGGAGUCGAGUGAU